Cryptosporidium muris RN66 is the source of this 414-nucleotide messenger RNA. Its product is annotated as sybindin-like family protein. The transcript is spliced from 3 exons. NCBI's taxonomy places the organism in Eukaryota, Apicomplexa, Conoidasida, Eucoccidiorida, Cryptosporidiidae. Bases 1 to 414 code for a protein of 137 amino acids. The record is from RefSeq and is a predicted model, not a curated record. Gene Ontology annotation, biological process: endoplasmic reticulum to Golgi vesicle-mediated transport. Gene Ontology annotation, cellular component: TRAPP complex.
AUGUAUUACUCUCUAUAUAUAAAUAAUAAGAAUGGAAGCUUAAUAUACCAAAAAGAUUUUACUGAUAUCCUAUUAACUGCAAAUGAUAGAAUUCGUCUUGCUUCAACAUUUCAUGGAUUAUGUACAAUAGCAAGACAGUUAUCACCAACUAAGUCACUUAAACAAUUUAAUAUGAAUAAUGAGGGUGGUAUAAAUAUGAUAAUGACAGAUUUAUUUAGAUUGGAAUGUUUUGAAACUAUGACAGGUUUAAGAUUUUUCAUAGUAGCUAGUCCUUCUACUCAGGGUAUUCAAACUAUAUUAAAGAAAGUUUAUGAAGCUUAUACAGAUUAUGUUUUAAAGAAUCCUUUUCAUGAUCUUGAUAUGCCUAUUCGUUGUUACAUGUUUGAGAAGGAGAUUAAUAGGAUAUUUUCAUAA